AUGAAGAUGCGUCCGUCGUGGAAGCUCAACAAGAAGGAGUUGUUUGGACCGAGUUUCACGCCCGGAGAUGAAGAGAUUCACGUGCUGGUGGAACUCCCAGAAGCUGCUCCGGUUGGCGAUGGAAUAGCAAAGGAACCACCAAACAAGAAGCAAAGAUUGGAGGGAAACCGCAUCUCAUACGCAGGACCAUUGCACCGGGAUGAGUUUGCCGUUCCGUUUGAUACAAUAGACGCCUUUCGACAGAUCAAGGAAGGUUUCUCAAGAAAAGAGGUCAUCGGCCACCCAUUGUUCCUGUUGUACGGUCCUCGUCAAUUUGGAAAAACGACAAUUGCGUAUCGCAUUAUGGACUGGAUUGCCAGUGAUUCCAGUGUUGCGGAUGUCAAGUACGUCUUUUUUGAGAUGCAUGAAUCGGAUGUGGCUGAAGAGGGAACGUUUUGGGGACGAUUGGGGCAGUGCAUUGAUGAAGAAAGCGCGUGCUGCGAUUAUGCAUCGUUCAGACGAUUAAUGGUGGAAUGCACAACCCACGACCGGACGCAGUUGUGCCUGAUUGUGGAUGAAAUGGAUCAUCUGUUUUCCAACAAAGAGUUGGCUGCCAAGUUUCUCAGUGCACUUCGAAAAUGGAAAGCAGCACCGUAUUUCCGUGGUUUUCUUGGGAUCGGAAGUCAUGAACUGGUGCACCAUCAUGAAAUCUUUCGCGGGGAUGACAAGACAAGCCCUUUCAACGUUGGCAACAUGAUCAAGAUGGUGCCAUUUUCGGUGGAGCAAAUGAGUGCGUUUUUCAAGCUUAUUGAGCCGCGCUAUGAGUUCUCUCAGUCUCUUCAAUGUGGAAUCAUGAAGUAUUCGAGUGGAGCGCCGGGUGUAUUUGGAUCAUUGAUUCGAUUUACGGUUGAUAACGACAAGUGGACUCUGGAGUGGCGUGAAUGGGAACCGUGGUUCCAAGUGGGUGCAUUUUCCGGGUAUUUGACGCAGUACAACAACACCUAUCACCGCAUACAAGGCGAUCUGCGCAGCUUGACCGAGUUGGAGUGGGAGGCACUCAAAUACAUACUUGAAGACAAUGGCAGUUUGACGGCUAGCACCGUCGAGGGGUACUGUGGCAUUGCAGUCAGGGGCGAUCAGCAAAGGCGACUCGUUGACCCGUUACUGAGAAUGGGGAUUGUGGUUCAAGGAAGCAGUGGUGAAUUGGCCAUUGUAUCUGAGAUGAUGUAUCGAGUUUGUGUCGAAGCCCUCCCAGAGCGGGAAAUUCAUCAAGCUGCUAAUACCGACGACCCCGUGCUGCUCUUGUCUGUUGCGCUUGGACAAGUGUACCCCAAAACCAUUUCGAAUCAUCUUGUGAGGAAUCGACAAGCACCGACCGAAGGAGAGCCGAUAUUCUCAUCGCCAAUGGGGUCCGAGUCGCGUACGAGCUGA
Messenger RNA from Phytophthora nicotianae INRA-310, 1410 nucleotides. RefSeq lists its product as hypothetical. The transcript is spliced from 2 exons. The record is from RefSeq and is a predicted model, not a curated record. Bases 1 to 1410 code for a protein of 469 amino acids. Lineage: Eukaryota; Oomycota; Peronosporomycetes; Peronosporales; Peronosporaceae.